This is a messenger RNA of Prunus mume (Japanese apricot), 889 nucleotides long. Lineage: Eukaryota; Viridiplantae; Streptophyta; Magnoliopsida; Rosales; Rosaceae. The record is from RefSeq and is a predicted model, not a curated record.
AGAAUUGGAAGUUGUCGCGUUGGGAACUGGGACCAAAUGUCUUGGGCGUUCACUCUUGAGCUCCAACAGUGAUGUCGUCAAUGAUUCCCACGCCGAGAUUAUAGCUUGAAGAUCUUUACUGAGGUUCUUCUAUGCACAGAUUCAGUGUCUUACUCAAGUUUAUAGUAAGCAAAGUGAUAGCAAUGGAAGCACACAAAUGCAAAAUGGUGAUGCCAAAAACUUGCUUUUUGAAUUGGACCCUAAUGGUGAUGGCCAAGGAGAAUACAAACUGAGGAAGGGUUUGCAAUUACACUUGUACAUAUCACAACUACCAUGUGGGGUUGCAUCUCCAAGUUCACUGUUGUCCCCCCCUAAAAACAUGUCACCAACAGAACGGGGUUCAUCUUUGGACGAGCUUAAUGUUUCAAUAAAUGAAGAGGCUCUGCCAAAUACUAAUGGUGAUGUUUCACAACUAAUUGGCUCGGUUCAAAGAAAGCCUGGUCGUGGUGAUACGACUUUAUCAGUUAGUUGCUCUGACAAGAUGGCUCGUUGGAAUGUAGUUGGAGUUCAAGGAGCUCUGCUUUCAUUCUUUCUGCAACCUGUUUACCUUUCUUCCAUUACUGUUGGACAAUCGCCUCACGGCUCUGAAAUGGUUUUUGUGGUUGAUCGCUUGAAACAAGCACUGCAUGAUCGCAUUCUACCGUUGUCAAAUAAGCUAAUGAGUCCCUUUCAAGUGAACCAGGGAUUGUGGGUGCAGUAUCAGAUAUCUGUAGAUUUAGCUUCUGCUCAACAUCUGCUGGAAAUGGCGCAGGAAUUCAAUUUAACCUCAAAAAUUCUAAAAAGAAGACCUCCCUUUAGUAAUUGGCCUCUGAAACUCCCACAUUUUGAGGCAUUCUCUGCCAUGAUAUAG